AGAGGUAGGCUAUUAAAGAUAAUGAUGUCGAUGAUGGUGUGAAACUGUCGUCACUUAUGUGCUCCGCUUUUUUUUAUUAAGCUUAACACACACACACCUCUUUAUAUACAGACAUAUAUAUUUGCUUAGCUUUCGUUCUACUUGGCAGUGUUGUGGAUAUUACACACUACGUCCCUUCGUCGAUGGCAGUUGGUCUUCUGAGCUUGUUUAAAGCAGUCAACAUGCUGGGGAAGACUAAAAGAACCAUUGUUGCUGUGAAAGAGUAUGGGCCAGAGACGCAGUAAAUGUGCACCAGAUCGUUUGCAAAAUUCUUCAUCAGAUAGUGACCUUGAUACUGACACAGGUGCUUCAAGCAGUUCUCGGAAACAAUCGAAAUCCUCUCUUCCUUCCCCAACUGAUAAAAAGAUGUCUUUCUUCCGGAAGCAAAGUGAUGAAGCAAAGCGGCGGUUCGAAUAUCAGAUGCAUUUAGCAGAAGAUAAUCCAGAACCUAUCUUUGAUAUUUCCAACAGUCAAAUUAGUGAGAUCCCUUCCAAUGUGUUCUCUCUCUGUAAAGUCCUGAACAAAGAGAUUUUGUUGCUUCAUGAUAAUUGGUUAACGUCUCUAAAAGCUGGUGAUUGUGGAAUGAGUGAUUUGGUAAAAAUUCGGGUACUUGAUGCACACAAUAAUUCUAUCAAACAUCUACCAGAAAAUAUUGACCAGGUCCGCAGCUUACAGGUUUUAAAUUUAGAAGGCAACAAGUUGAAGAAAAUCCCAGAGUCCAUUGGAAAUUUAAAGUUUUUACAGUCUUUAAAUCUCAAAGGAAAUAAAUUAAAAGAAAUCCCCACCAGUCUAUGCAAUUUAUCGUCCCUCCGAACUCUUGACCUCUCCAACAACCAAUUAACUAAUCUGCCAACUGAAUUGUGGAAAUUGCGUGCUUUAGAGAACUUGCUUGUGGAUGCCGCAAAUAUGGUCCAUCCACCUGCAGAGGUUUGUUCCCAAGGUACUGAAGCAAUUAUGAAAUUCCUUUGCUCAGAAUCUGGAGAAGAAUACAUACCUCCAUCACAGUUUCUACUCCAAGUGUUGGAUUCCUCAGAAAAGAAACACCAAAUGUCCAGUACAUUUAGUGACCAUUCUGUAAAACUUUUACAAGAAGAUGCAUUGAUGAUGCAAGAUAUUGAGAAAUAUGCUAACUUACAGGAAAAGAAACGUCAAGAACGAAUGGCAUUUAAUCGCCAGUAUGAGGAGGACGAGAAGAAAUAUGCCAAGAUGGCAGCUUCAGCACUAAAAGAGAAAGACCAUUUAGUAUCAACUAUUGCACAAGAACAGAUCAAACUUAAUGAAGACCUGGCAGAACUCAGCAACAAAAAGGAACUUGACCGGCAGAAUUUGGUCACAUGUCUAGAGGACAUUGAAGAGAGGACCAACAGGUUACUCAAUAACCUCAUGCAAAUGAAUGAAAAAGCCAGAAAACAAGAGGAAUUAAUGGAAGCCAUUGAGAAAGAGAAGGAUGAACAAGACCAAUAUUACAUUGUGAGGUAUGAAGAAAUAGCCAAUUUACGGAGAAAAGAAGUGCUGAACCGCAUGGAAGAAAUAUUGAAUAGUUCUGCCUUCUUGGAGACUUGUCGAAGGAAACACGAUGCUGAUAAGAAACAUGCUGCCAGAAAUGCACUAGAAAAAGAGAUGAAUUCCACUGUGUUGAAUGAUAUCUUGCAAUCAAAGUCGGCAGAACAGGAUGAAAUGUUCAAAGUUCUUACUCAGCAGGAAGAACUCCAGAAAGCAGCUUUUGAAGCUCUGCUUAUGCAAAAAGACUCGCGUCAUAGUCGAGUUUCCUCGCAGAUUUCUCUGAUUGAGAAAGAAUUGGCUCAGUUGACGGCAAUUGAAAUUGAGAGGAAAGAAUUACGAAUAGACAUGGAAAAGAAUAUUCUGGCUGACAAGAGGAUAGCUCUAACUGGUAUGUUAAUGCAGCUCAUUGCUGAGCGAGACAAGCGAGAGGAACAACUGAAGAUGAGGCUUAUUGAAAUGGAAGAGCAACGGCUGCAAGACCAAACGGAUUAUUGGUUGGUGCAGUACCAACGCUUGAUGGACCGUAAACCACAAGCACUAAUUGACCAAGAAUGGUUGCUAGAAAUUCCUGUGCUUAAGAUUCUAGAACAAGCGGGUGCUCAGGAUUACAUACCAUUGUUUUCACGCCAUCGUAUCACUUCUGAGACUCUUUGCAAUAUGACAGAAGAUGAUCUGAAACAGAUGGGUGUUCAUGAAUUGGGUGUACGGCGUGCUAUCAUGGUACGUCUGCAGGAACACCAAUCAACAAAAAAAGUCGACAUGCUUCCACCAGACGUUUGCACGGGUGAAGCAGUACGACCUCUGCCCAGUGCUCCUGCUAUCGAGCCAUCAUCAUCUGUAGAGAACCCGACAUCUAGUACCCAACCAAUUGUUACAGCUCGUGGACUCUAUUCAGAAUGUUCUAUAUGUCUUGACCGAACAACUAACAUCAUUUUCCUCAACUGCGGCCAUGUUUGUUGUUGUACCGAAUGUGCCGUUGAUCUAGAGGUCUGUCCUCUCUGCCGAUCACACAUUUUACAGAAAAUCCAAGUACAGCAACAGAGCUGAUCACUGCCAAUUUUCUUGUUAAUCAUCAUCCAAAACAUUAUAUCAUAUCCAGCCCCAUUUCAGCUACUGUACAAAUAUGGCUAAAUUGGGAAUAUAACCUUUCUUGAUAUUGCACUCGCUUCUGCUUUACUGAAAAGUUAUUGCUGCUAGCCAUCUUAUAUUCUUCAUAAUCCUAGUAACUGUCAUGUUUUGACAUUUCUUCCAAAUUACUUUUGCCAUAAUUCCAUUAUAUAUAUAAAAAUAUAUUAUGUGUAUUUAUAUCUUAUUCAGUUAAUGGGAACUUUUUUUAAAAAUUAAAUUAAAUAUUAGAAUUUCAAAUACAAAAUCUGAAAAAUACUCGUUCUACCAAAAGUUUGAACCUGGCUGGAAUUUCCUUCCAUGUUUAAAUAUGACUUUGGUCACAUUAUUAAACCAAUUGUUAUAAAUAGCUGCCAGAACUUGAAAUAGCUGCAGUAUGACAAUUGGAAAGAAUGCAACAUUGGUACACUGGUGUUUAUUUUUUUGCAUGUGUUAUGUGCCUUUUUUCCAGCUGUUUGUUUACAUUUUUAUCCACUACAUUGUAUUUCACAUAUAUCUUCUACGAACUUGCUUUGAUAACUUUCAAAAACAACAAUAUUGAGAAAUCAAAUAAUCUGUGAUAAUUCAUUUUGAAAUACAACUUUCCAGAAAAUUUUUCUAAUAAAUGCAGCAAAUAUAUCAAACAGUUAGUUGAAAUGUAAUUAAAUAACUCAAACUAAAUAAAAAAAAUGAUUAAUUUAUUAAUUCAUUUAUUCAAAAAGUUGUUCCUUAUGAAAAUGAUGCAUGCUAGUGAGUGCACUAGCAUCUUUUGAAUGAUCAGGUCUCUCUGCCAAUCUUGGCAACCAACAGGGCGAGCAAGUCCAUCAAAUGGCUUCUACUUAUAUAUAAUAUAUGUACACAUACAAUAACUGUUCUCGUUAAAGGCGGUCACAGUUCUCAGCUUCUCUCCUCAAUACUCCUUCAGCUAAUUUACAGUCAGAACAGGCUCUUCUGUAGUAAAAACAUGGUUCCCACAGCAUCAGCAGUUUUUUCAACCAAGAGCCUCCUAUGAAAAAAAA
Messenger RNA from Octopus sinensis (East Asian common octopus), 3665 nucleotides. RefSeq names its product E3 ubiquitin-protein ligase LRSAM1. The record is from RefSeq and is a predicted model, not a curated record. Bases 265 to 2589 code for a protein of 774 amino acids. The transcript is spliced from 25 exons. Lineage: Eukaryota; Metazoa; Mollusca; Cephalopoda; Octopoda; Octopodidae. Gene Ontology annotation, molecular function: protein binding.